This is a messenger RNA of Dioszegia hungarica, 1950 nucleotides long. Its product is annotated as glycosyl transferase family 90-domain-containing protein. Bases 1 to 1950 code for a protein of 649 amino acids. NCBI's taxonomy places the organism in Eukaryota, Fungi, Basidiomycota, Tremellomycetes, Tremellales, Bulleribasidiaceae. The transcript is spliced from 10 exons. The record is from RefSeq and is a predicted model, not a curated record.
AUGGCGCCAAUUCCUCUCCCACGAAGAGGUGUCCGAACGGCCCUCAUCAUCGGCGUCCUCCUCUGGCUCGGCUACUCGCUCCUCAAGCGCUUCACCGCCGUGGUGGAGCUGGACGAGGCGGGUCAGGCCCAGCUUCAGCGCGCGCUCUUACGGGGAGCGAAGCGGACGGCGGCGGCACCUGCGGCAAAGACCAAGGCGAACGGCUUUGAUCCAGCAUUAGCUUUGGGCGAGAAGCAAAAGAAGAAGGUCACUGCGCCUGUCGCGGCGGUCGCUCCGCCCAAAGCUGCCGCAGGGAAGAAGGGAAAGAAGGAUGCUCUGCCCGCGCACAAGUAUCUCGAUAAUGGGUUGCUGGUAGUGAAUCCCAAGGGACAGCAUCCGAUCUAUGAUCUGCUGGAGAAGGGAAAGGAGGUGUGGGACGGCAAGUUGGAGAGAGCGAGCAAGACGCUAGGGCAGGCGGUGGACGAGUAUAGGAGGAGGUAUGACCGAGCGCCGCCUAAGGGCUUUGAUCGAUGGUGGGCGUAUGCGCAGAAACACAACGUGCAGCUACCAGACGAGUACGACCAGAUAAACAAAGACCUGACCCCCUUCCACGCCCUCACCCCCUCCCAGAUCCAGACACUCGUCCGCACCGCCUCCUCCAAAUCAGGCAUGUACACCAUCUCCUGCCCCGGCGCCGAAUCGAGGCUCCCAUCAGAGAAGCGCGAGUGCACCUUCAAAGUCAACACCGAAGGCCUGAACGCGGAGGGGAAGAAGGUAGCCAACAUGCGGGUCGAGGCGCAGAUGGGGCUCUUGCGUGAUGUCGCGGCGGAAUUGGAGGAGGUACAGGCGGUGUUUUAUAGUCAUGAUGUGCCGUGGCAGUUUGUGGGGCACGAAUACGUGAGUCGGACCUGCGGAGGUACCCGCGUUAGAGGUGCUGACCACCAGCUUGACUGGGCACAUCUCGGCUGGGCAUCCGCAUGCGCACCACAUAAACCGCUCCGAAAAUCAUACGACGUGAAAGUUUUACCCUCGCUCCAGAAUAUAUGGGACGAACGGGCCAAGACGUUCAUCUGGGACCAUAAAGCCGCCAUGGACCCAUGUACCCACCCCACCAUGACACACCUGCAAGGGUUCUUGUCUGGACAUGGAAAGGGGCCUGGGCCGAGCAAGGAGCUGUAUCCCGUCAUGGCUAUGUGCAAGACUACCUUACAUUCGGAUGUCCUAGCGGUAUCGAUGGAGAAUUGGACGGAAGAUGUCGGGGUUGAUCCACCAUGGGAGGAGAAGAAGGACGACAGGCUACUUUGGCGAGGCAAGAAUACCGGGAUCUUCUACAAGAAGGGUGUUCCAUGGGAAAUAUCACAACGAAUCAAUCUAGUCUCCCGGACAGAUCUGCAAAAAGGCACACUCCCGGUCCUCCCCCUCACACCCCUCCACAAGCCCGUCGGCGCGCCCAAAAACACCCCUAUCUCGGAUCUGAACAAGGAGUUGAUGGAUGUCGCAUUUGUGGAUCAGCCCAUCCAGUGCGAGCCGGCCGAGUGCGCGCGGGUCAAGGAGGAGUAUAGAUUCGGGGCGAGAGUCAAUUGGGCACAGGGAAAUCAGUACAAGUAUAUGCUUGAUAUCGAUGGGAAUGGGUGGUCGGCGAGGUUCAAGCGGCUCAUGACGACCAACUCUGUCAUUCUGAAGUCGACCAUCUUUCCGGAAUGGUAUACCGACCGAGUCCAGCCAUGGGUACACUACGUACCGAUAAAAUCGGACCUGUCGGACUUGUACGACGUCCUCACGUUCUUCAGAGCAGGCCACGACAAUCUCGCCAAGAAGAUAGCGAUGGAGGGGAAGAAGUGGAGCAAGACGUUCUGGCGGAAGGAGGAUAUGAUCAGUUAUCAGUUCAGGCUGUUCUUGGAGCUGUCGAGGCUGAUGGCGAGCGAUAGAGAAGCCGCGAGCUACAGGGUGAAGGGUAGCGAUCUGGACUGA